AUGUAUUUACCUUUUGCAAUAUUUUCAGAAAGAACUCAGAGUCCAGUGACAUGUGAACGACUGCUUCAUAAUCGCCAGUCCAUCAUCCCCAGGUCUUCUGUGAGCACAGAUUCUUUUGAAGAAGAAAACCGCCAAGAAGCCUGUUCUUCUUCUGCAUCAUCUGGUGAAAGGGAUGAGGAUUCACUGAGUUUGAUGCUCCGAGGAGAGAAAGUUCAAAAGAUAGUCAGCAAAACCUCCAAGCAGGCCUGGAGCAUCCCAUUUUUCACACCAAAAAUGGCAAAUAAACCCAGUCUACCACACUCAGAACAUCCUGUGUACUUGGAGGCUACAAGUAGACACACGAGACUUCAAAACCAGUCUUUGAGCGAUUCCAAGGGAAAUUCUCAAUCUGAGACCUAUACAGGUUCUGUAAUUUCAGGGCAGGAGUUUCUGCUGGGCCUGGGGGCUGGCGCGCUGCGGUCCCUCCACUCCUGCCCUCCUUUGCCUUCCAGGUCCCCCGGGGAGACCUUCCACCGCCAUCGGCCUGUGCAGGACCAGGAGCCGCUCCGCCCCUCCGAGCGCCGGUGGAGUCCCUCGGAACCCAGGCUGGAGGAGAGGGCGGCGGUGACAGUAGACUUCAGGGCACACCCAGAUUCCCCCAAGGGGCUCCCAGGGGCUCCCGGAAAUGCAGUCGGCAGAGGCGCGGUUGCCAUGGUAGCGGAGACGCUCCCCAAGCAUCCUCGUGUCCCGGAGGAGAGGAGGCUGCGGGCGGAGGCCUCCCUCUCCUCCCUCUCGGGCAAUCUGGCAGAGGAGCCCCUUCCUGGGCCCGCGGGCGCUUCCACCCAUUUCCACUCCAAGAGGUUAAUAAAGGUCUGCACUGCGCCCCCCCCCCCCCGCCCGCCCCGGCCUUUCCAUACGGCUUGUUCACAGGCUUUCCCGAGGCCGGUGGUGAAUGCUCACUUACGCUGA
Messenger RNA from Marmota flaviventris (yellow-bellied marmot), 948 nucleotides. It is a transcript of the gene C3H12orf42, whose product is annotated as chromosome 3 C12orf42 homolog. The record is from RefSeq and is a predicted model, not a curated record. NCBI's taxonomy places the organism in Eukaryota, Metazoa, Chordata, Mammalia, Rodentia, Sciuridae.